This is a messenger RNA of Frieseomelitta varia, 2127 nucleotides long. RefSeq names its product sodium-coupled monocarboxylate transporter 2-like. Gene Ontology annotation, molecular function: symporter activity. The transcript has 13 exons. Lineage: Eukaryota; Metazoa; Arthropoda; Insecta; Hymenoptera; Apidae. The record is from RefSeq and is a predicted model, not a curated record. Gene Ontology annotation, biological process: transmembrane transport; sodium ion transport. The coding region runs from base 85 to 1857 and encodes 590 amino acids. Gene Ontology annotation, cellular component: membrane.
GAAAGAAAGAGAGAGAGAGAGAGAGAGAGAGAAAGAAGGAGAAAAACUUUGGAGAGAAGCUUCGGAGGAAGAGCGAAAGGUGCCAUGGACGAGAGUGGCGACGGUACGACGCGGAGAUCGUUCGACGCGAUCGAUUGUGCCGUGUUUGCGGGAAUGCUCGCCGUUUCGGCCAUCAUCGGCGUCUAUCAGGCGUACAAGUCGCGAAAAAACGAAGACGCGGUCCGAGAGUACCUGGUCGGCGGACAGGCCAUGUCCAUCUUUCCUAUAACGAUGUCCUUGAUAGCCAGCUACAUAUCCGGGAUAACGAUCCUCGGCCUACCAGCCGAGAUGUACGUCUACGGGACGCAGUUCUGGAGCGUCGUGAUUGCCGACUCGUUUGUCUCGUUGACGAUGAUCGUCGUCUAUCUGCCGGUGUUUUACGGCCUUGGCAUCACUUCGUCUUACGAGUAUCUCAAACUAAGGUUCAACGGCGCCGUUCGACUCUUGGGUUCCGUCAUAUUUCUCCUGAAAAUGCUGCUGUACAUCCCGCUCGUCAUAUACGUUCCCGCGCUGGCGUUCAAUCAAGUCACCGGGAUAAAUCUACACGCGAUCGCGGUGUUGGUCUGCGUCGUUUGCAUAUUUUAUACCACUCUGGGUGGCUUGAAGGCGGUUGUUUGGACCGACGCCGUUCAGACGAUCGUCAUGUUUGGCGGAGUGAUAGCGAUAGCGGCGAUCGGGACGAACCAGGUCGGCGGGUUCCAAGAAGUUUGGAAGAGAAAUCGCGACACCGAUCGGAUCGAGUUCUUCGACAUGGAUUUAGAUCCGACGGCGAGGCACACCUUCUGGACGGUCGUCGUCGGCAACUACUUCAGCUGGUUGGCAAGUUGCUCUGUGAAUCAAGCGAUGGUACAACGAUGCUUGGCCAUGCCCAACUUGAACAAGGCCAACAUAACCAUCGCUAUCAUGGCGGUUGGCAUAAUUACCAUCGUCUCGCUGAGUUGCUACACCGGGAUCGUCAUCUUUGCCGCGUUCUACGACUGCGACCCCAUCACGACCAAGCAAAUAAAAAAGCCGGAUCAGCUGCUGCCGUUUUUCGUGAUGGAAAUGACCGAGUCGAUUCCAGGGCUACCCGGGUUGUUCGUCGCGGGAGUGUUUAGCGCGGCGCUCAGCACAAUGUCAACCGGGCUAAACUCCAUGUCUGGCGUCAUUUACGAGGACAUGGUGAAGCCGUGGCUGCGAGUAUCUCUCUCGGAAGUGGCGGCCAGUCGAGUGAUGAAGCUGACGGUGGUGUUGACCGGUACUCUGUGCGUCACGCUCGUUUUCCUCGUCGAGAAGCUCACCGGAUUGAUUCAGGCAGCUAAAAGCUUAUCGGGCAUCACAGCCGGACCGCUGCUCGGAAUCUUCACGCUGGGCAUGUUCUUUCCAUUCGCAAAUUCCGCGGGGGCACUGGUCGGCGGAUUGGUCAGUUUAAAUUUGGUCGCCUGGAUCUCGUUUGGCACGCAGGCCGCUAUAUCCAGCGGAAAGAUUCAUUUCCCCGUGAAACCGGUAUCCAUCGACGGAUGUCCGCAGUCGCUCAAGAAUCACGCUACCAAUUUCACGUUGGUCGUCGAAACAGCGAUCAAAGAGCAGCCCUUCUUCCUCUAUAGAAUGUCGUACCUCUGGUACACGUGGGUCGGUUGUCUAACCGCGAUCGUCGUCGGGCUACUCGUCUCGUGGAUCACGGGGCCGAACAAACGCAAGCCCGGUGACGAAAAGUUGUACACGCCGGUCAUUCGCAGCUUGUUGCGCAAGACGGCCACCAUCGUCGGCGGCAAACGGCAACAGGAAACUGUAGCCGAACUCGAGAAAAUGGACGACAAAAGCGUAACUAGAACUUGAAACGGAGGCCAACGCAUCCUGUUUGCGUUUGUAUAUUUGGUUGGUUGCAUCGCGGCGAUGAUCUUUGCGGAAACGUCAGUCACGGAGGAGACCUGGGGCGAUUUUGACAAUAAAACAGAAAAUAAAAUAAAAUACACAAAAUAUAUGUACAAAUACGUGUGCAUGUGUAUGUACGCGCAUGUAUACACACGCAACACGUACAUACACGCACGCGCGUCUAUAUUUCCUGUAUUUUUAAUUUACAAUUUUUGUAUAAAGUAUAAUUACAAA